Trematomus bernacchii (emerald rockcod) is the source of this 2391-nucleotide messenger RNA. It is a transcript of the gene wipi1, whose product is annotated as WD repeat domain, phosphoinositide interacting 1. NCBI's taxonomy places the organism in Eukaryota, Metazoa, Chordata, Actinopteri, Perciformes, Nototheniidae. The transcript is spliced from 13 exons. The record is from RefSeq and is a predicted model, not a curated record. The coding region runs from base 281 to 1711 and encodes 476 amino acids. Gene Ontology annotation, molecular function: protein binding; phosphatidylinositol-3,5-bisphosphate binding; phosphatidylinositol-3-phosphate binding. Gene Ontology annotation, biological process: nucleophagy; autophagy of mitochondrion; protein localization to phagophore assembly site. Gene Ontology annotation, cellular component: phagophore assembly site membrane; cytosol; extrinsic component of membrane.
CGUAGCGCUGUCAGCUGUUCUUGUUUUGCUUCUGUUUUCCCGUUCUUUUCCUCAAGGGUCUGGAUAACCGACCUCCACAAAUACCCAGUGAAAUCAGCUAGUAUUUGUUCCGUAGCGGAGAAAAGCAGCCCCCCUGCUCCAGCCGCCCACCGACCUUCCUACAGGUCGGCAUUUCUCUCACAUUGGAGCCGUCUUCCGCCGACAUCGAGCGAAGAGGUGCAGCCGAUCCCAGGCCUCCAAUCCAGGGCGGAGGGAGGGAAGGAGGUAGCUGGGAAUCGGGAUGGAGAGCGGAGAGGCGUGCCCCGGCGGAGAGGCAGCGGGGCCCGGCGGAGAGGCAGCGGGGCCCGGCGGAGAGGCAGCGGGGCCCGGCGGAGCGGACGGGCCGGGGCUGCAGUUCGGCUGCGCCUCCUUUAACCAGGACUCCACGUCACUGGCUGUGGGAACAAAGACUGGCUACAAGCUGUUCUCUUUGACCAUGGUGGAUCAACUGGACUGUCUCCAUGAGAGUGCAGAGACUCCAGAUGUGUACAUCGUGGAGCGUCUGUUCUCCAGCAGUCUGGUGGUUGUAGUGAGCACCGCCAUGCCGCAGCGCAUGAACAUCUACCACUUCAAGAAGGAGACGGAGAUCUGCAAUUACAGCUACCCCAACACCAUCCGGGCUGUCAAGCUCAACAGACAGAGGCUGGCGGUGUGCCUUGAAGAGUCCAUUUAUAUCCACAACAUCAAAGACAUGAAGCUGCUCAAGACUCUGCUCAACACUCCGUCCAACCCCUCAGGUCUCUGUGCUCUAUCUAUCAACCAUUCCAACUCCUACCUGGCGUACCCCGGCAGCGCCACCACCGGGGAGAUCAUAGUGUAUGAUUCCAACAACUUGAACACAGUGACCAUGAUCCCGGCUCACGACAGUCCUCUGGCAGCUCUCAGCUUUAACGCCUCGGCCACCAAACUAGCCAGCGCCUCAGAGAAGGGAACCGUCAUCAGAGUGUUCUCCAUUCCUGAGGGCCUGCGUCUGUUUGAGUUCCGCCGGGGUAUGAAGAGGUACGUCAAUAUAAGCUCCUUAUCCUUCAGUCCUGACAGUCAGUUCCUCUGUGCAUCCAGCAACACAGAGACGGUGCAUAUCUUCAAAAUGGAUCAACUGGGACCAAGUGGAGGGGACGAGGCGGCCACCUGGACAGCCUACGUGGGGAAGAUGUUCUCAGCAGCCAGCAGCUACCUCCCGGCUCAGGUCUCGGGCAUGAUGAGCCAGGACCGGGCCUUUGCCAUCGUCCACCUGCUGACAUCCGUCCAGAGGAACGUCUGCACCAUGGCUAUGAUCCAGAAGCUUCCACGGCUACUGGUGGCCACCGCUGAUGGUCAGCUCUUUAUUUACAACGUGGAUCCGCUGGACGGAGGCGAGUGUAUGUUAGCCCACAAACACAGGCUUUUUGGUAUAGAUGAUAACGUGGACGAAGGAGAAGAGUCAGAGGGGUCAGAGGUCACAGGGCCAGCACAGGCGUGUCCAUCCUACGCUGCGACCGCUGCCUUACCAGUCUCUGGUCCCACCACUGCUACCCUCACUGGCUACUCUGAAGAUGGCGGGGCAAAGAAAGGCGAAGUCAUUCCAGAACACGAGUUUGCUGCUGGACCUGUGUGUCUGGACGACGAGAACGAGUUUCCUCCUAUUAAUUGGUGCCGAGACGGGACUGGAGGUGGCCCGGCCAGGCGCUCCUGAGUGGGUAGAAGGACAGAUGGACAGACACAGGCACUGGUGGGAUGAACAGCAAAAAAAAGUAUUUCAAGGUGCCAAGUUUUUAUCCACUUGAGAGCAAGUACUAUGGAUGAACAUACAAGGUGACGUGGGAAACCAAACACUGACCAAGAAUGACAUUUUAUUUAGUAAUCCAGAGAGAGCCAGGUUCUGGUCCUCAUGUUACGUAAUGCUAAAGAUACCCUUCUGAUUUAGUCACAGCACCUGUAGACCUCUAACCUUCCUCCGUCCUGUUGAGUUUCAUCUGUAACCUUGGAACUAUAAUCAGGGAGUUUGUGUUCGGGGAGUGUUUCCUGGAAGUAUGAGGUGCAUGCUGGAGCAGAAAUAUAACCACAACUUUCAUAGCUUUUUUACUUGACGAAUAUCUUUAGUAAGUUGCAUUACUGUAGCACAUUUGUUUUCUCAUUAACACUAUUUUAGUUCACUUCCAUGAUGAAGACUUGUUUUCAUUUGUAUUCUGUAUUUGACUGCAUUGACAUGUAGUAGAUGUUUCAGUGUACGCCCCCUGGUACAUUUCAGAAGGUGUGUAUGUGCUGUAUAUUUGUUUGUGCCUAUUAUCAUUUGGAGAAGAGCAAAUUAUUUUAAAGAAUUGCACAAGACCAAAACAAGUGAAAUAAAAAAUAAACAGUGAAGAAAAAAAUGAA